Oryzias melastigma (Indian medaka) is the source of this 3260-nucleotide messenger RNA. It is a transcript of the gene armc10, whose product is annotated as armadillo repeat containing 10. Lineage: Eukaryota; Metazoa; Chordata; Actinopteri; Beloniformes; Adrianichthyidae. Gene Ontology annotation, cellular component: mitochondrion. The record is from RefSeq and is a predicted model, not a curated record. The coding region runs from base 451 to 1485 and encodes 344 amino acids. The transcript is spliced from 6 exons.
AACGGUGUGCGUUAGUGGACAAUUUAUUUGUUGGACAACCAAAGCGUUACGCGGAGACGUGACCCUCCUCCAUCUAGUAUAGGUUGAAUUUAUCAGUAUAACUUUUGAAAAACGAUCUGAAUGACAUUAAAAUGUCAACGUCAUCUCCAUUCAAUGUGAAAUUAAUAGCUAUUUAAUCCGGAGUUGUACAAAUUUAAACGAUUAGAUCACUCAGUAAAAGUUUUGGUCGGCCAUGUCCGGCGCUUCAGAACAAGGGAAAUCUUUGACUCGUCGGUAAAGUUCCCGGGAUAGCACUGUCCUCAAAAUGUUUAAUUGUGUUUUGUAACGUUUUGUUAAUGCUACCAUGAGUGACGAAUAACUAGUUAGCUGGGUUGAUCUGAUAAACAAGAGGAUUCGUCUCGAGAGGUCAGAGAGCAUCUGCGGCUAAAGGCUAGCCAGAGCUUAAGCAGCAUGGGGGACAGCGGUGUUGUUGCGAGGCUCGGCAACAUGAAGGCUUUGCUCGGAAUAGUCGCCGGGGCCGGAGCUUCUUAUGGGCUGUACAAGUUGAUCAGCAGAGAAGGGAAGAGGAGAAACAAGAAGAAGGCCGCGAAUGAAACUGUGAAGAGCAGUCAGCAGGAGGAAGUGAAAGUGCAGCCCGGGAGUCUGCUGGCCAAAGUGUCCGGUCUGGACGUGGUCUGUUUCAGGCCAGGAGAAGCUGUUGCAGACGAUAUUAUCCACCAGUCCCCCAACAAUCUAGAGCCACAACACUUGAAUAUGCUGCUGUCAUGUCUGCGGACCGGCACCGAUCCAUCUGACACGUGUAGGAUUCUUCUUACGCUCGGAAACGCUGCUGCCUUCACUGUGAAUCAGAAUCUGAUUCGGGAAUUUGAUGGGAUUCAUAUCAUAUCCGCUUUCCUCUCUGAUCCUGCUACAGAGGUUAAAAUCCAGACUCUAAAUGCUUUAAAUAACCUGUGCAUGAACAUCCAGAACCAGGAACAAAUAAAGAUUUUUGUGCCGCGAGUGCUGGAACUCAUCGAAAUGUCACCGGUGAAUUCGGAGCUUCAGCUUGGUGCUCUGCGGCUGCUGACCAACCUGUCAGUCACAGACAAGCAUCAGCAUUUGCUGAAGGGAGCCGUUACUCUUUUACUAUCUCUACUGGUUGUGAGCAAUGAGACGUUGCAGGUUCAGACAUUGAAAGUGCUUGUAAAUUUAUCAUCUAAUCCGGAUAUGAUUGACGACAUCGUUCAAGCUCAGGCGCCUGCGUCUGUGAUGCUUUUGUUUGACAAAAGAACAGCGCCCGCAGUGCUUCUGCGACUCCUGACGUUUGUGGGGAACCUGAAGGCCUGGAGGCCCUCUGCUCAAGUGGCAGAAGAGCUGAGGCGCAAACAGGACGGCCUCUUCCGGGUUAUGCUGGAUGAGUCCUCCCAGCUCCACGGCAGACUUCUGCAGCUGCUUUCCCACCCCGAUGCAGAAAUUCAGGCCCAGGUAGCUCGUGUAAUGACAUAGAAGUCUGCAUUUGUCUUCGCUCACUGCAGCAAUGCGUUUGCCAAAGGCCCCAACCAAACAGCCCUCAAUGUCUAUGAAUCUAUAGACUUAAUUCUAUUAAAAGAGACAGUUUUGACUUCCUGUGGAUAGUCAACCUCUCUCAGCGCAUCCACUUCCUAAAAGUAAUGUGGAAGCAGGAAGCUGAAAAUCCUUCAGGAGCUGCUGCAUCAUCAAACGGUUCACUUCAAAGUGCCCUACCUUCUGAGAAUGUUCUCAAAAAUUAGUUUCAGGUGAAUUUUCCAAAUAAACGCCACUGCCGAAUGUUUCUAUAUGACGCUUCGUUAAGGUUUCCAGCCUCUAUUUUCUUCCCUCUCUGCCAAUUAAAGACACUUUGCUGCAGGUUUUAGAUUUUUUGGGCCUGAAUUACUGCAGAAUUAAAGCAUCAGCGUGCUUCAUUUGAAUGGAGCUUUAUUUUUUCCUAAAUGAUUGUAGCUGGGGAAGUUCCAGACAGGCCACUCCUCCAGCGAUGGGUUCAGUGACUCAGGAAGACUGAAGUUUAGUCAUUGCCUUAACAGUAUCGUUAAGAAGAGCGGAGUUCUACGGGUGAGUGCAUCACCGAAGGGAACUUUACUCUGACUCGAAAGGGUCUAUUCAGGAUGUGCUGGUGUUUGAAUUCUUCAGCUGCUUGAUUGAAUCCUGCGAAGCCCCCAGGGGUGGAGCGGGAGGGAAGUUGCAGAGGAAGAGGAUGUCUGCACUGUUAUGCAACUGUCAAAUACCAAGCUGGGGGUACAGCUUGAAAAUGAAUGUGGGACUCAUCAAAAUACACAUUUUUGAGUGUUUAUCAAUAAAGUGGUUCCAAAUCUGUAACAUUGAUAAAUGAGAGAUGUUUUGGUUUUAAGCUAUGCACUAAAGCAGCGAGUCAGUGAGCCACUUUAGAUGUAGCUGGUGGACUGAAGCUGCCUGCCCAUAAGAUGACUGACAGUAUUUAGUGUGAGGGUUGAAGAGGAGUUCAACUUUUCCAUUCAAUCUGUAUUCCAGAUGCAUAGAAAUGUAUAGUUUUUGAGGUAUGUACCAAAAUCUGCAGCUAUUUCCCCUAGAAAGUGCAUUUUAAUACAAGAAUAGUUUUACUUUAAAUGAAAAAAAAGUAGCUCCAACAUCAAAUUGUGUCAGUUUAAUGCCUGGAUGUUCCUGUAAGGAUUUAGGAUGUUAAUAAAUAUAUUUAUCUAUUUAUUUGGGUUUUAUCAUUAACACUCUCAUUUGACUUAAAUAUUUGUUAAUCCUGCUGCUGCAAAGGAAACCUAAUUUAUUACUAUUAUGGGGUCCUUUGUAUGGUUUUCGCUAAAUAUGUUUCUGUGUCUAAAUAACAUUUUUUUUGGGUAAUAUUGCAGAUUUUUCUGACUAAACAAAAUUAAAAGUGAGAAGUUGUUUUUUCCCUCUAAAACACACAAAACUGCAGUUGUUUUUACUAUAACAUUAACUAACUUCCUACCUGAAGCAUGUUGAGUCUGAAACAUGGCUGCUGUUUUAAAUAUUUGUCUACAGAAAGUUUCUUUUUUUAAAGAUCCGAUUGUGAAUAUUACACCCUGAUCUCAGAAUUAAUGGCGGCAAGUUUUAUUCGAUCACAUGACUAAAUAUCUCUCAGGUGGUUGUCGUCCUGCAAUUUACUCAGAAAGAUGCUGUUUUUCUUGUGACUUUGUUAAAUAUAUUUAUUCCAAAAAGAUAGUUAAGCAUUUUUUUUUCUCUGUAUAUGUACAUUUUUGUCAGUUUUAACUAUUUAAUAAAAUUCUAUAAGAACA